Messenger RNA from Alosa alosa (allis shad), 3692 nucleotides. RefSeq names its product aspartyl/asparaginyl beta-hydroxylase-like. Lineage: Eukaryota; Metazoa; Chordata; Actinopteri; Clupeiformes; Clupeidae. The record is from RefSeq and is a predicted model, not a curated record. Gene Ontology annotation, cellular component: endoplasmic reticulum; membrane. Gene Ontology annotation, molecular function: peptidyl-aspartic acid 3-dioxygenase activity; protein binding. The coding region runs from base 136 to 2310 and encodes 724 amino acids. Gene Ontology annotation, biological process: peptidyl-aspartic acid hydroxylation. The transcript has 23 exons.
AGUGUAUGCUGACGGCAGCACUAAAAAUACUCUGAGCUCUGUGUAUCGGGUUCCAGCUGAGUUAGCGGGCGAACUCUGCUGAGUUGGAGCAGAAGUCCUCACAGUUUUCUUUUGCCGAUCUCCAAACCUGUGGGAAUGGCAGAAACCAUCACAGACGGAAACACAAUGAUGGAAGACACAAUGGUGGAAGACACAGAGGCUCCCUCUCCUCCUCCUCCCCCAGCGGCUGUCAGUAAGAAUGGGAGGAAAGCAGAGGGGAAUUCCAUCUUCAGCUGGAUCUUUGUCUUGGCCCUUCUGGGAGCCUGGACCGCAGUUGGAGUGGUGUGGUUUGACAUUGUCGACUAUGACACUGUUGUAGGCACACUGGUCCCUUAUGAUAUUGAUGGAGAUGGUCACCUUGGUUUGGAGGAUGCCAAAGUGCUACUUGGUUUGAAAGAGAAGCCAGUUGCCAGAGAAACACCCCCACAUACACCAGUAACAGACACAUCAGAUGAACAGGAUGUUAGGUCUGAUUUACGGAGAGAAGCAGAACCUACUGUGGCUAAAUCUGAAUUUGUCAAUACUGCAUCAUCAGAACAAGAUUCAUUCAACAUUGAUUCCACUGCUGCUGAUGCUGGCCUCUCUCGUUUGGAGCAGGAAUUUACACCAUUUGAUCCCAUAGAGGACAAUUUUGAUAGUUUCCCUCAAGAAGAAAACCCGGACACCAUUGACACCACUGGAGAGCUGGUGGUGGAGUACCUACCAGAGGAGACAGAAGGACAGAGUGAUACAACUGUGCUGUACAGUGAACAAUUUGCCAGUCAGCAAACAGGUGAAGCAGACCCCAGAGCACCAGAUUCUACUCAGGACAUGGAGGGCGCCAACCCAGAACCAACAGCAGAGUCUGCUGCCGAGGUCACCCAGGACUCCACGCCAGUACUGCCAGAGACCACUGCACAAUCUGCACCGCAGUCGCCACAAGACACCACUCAGUCAAACACAGCUGAGGAAACACCCACAGAGGUAACAGGUAAAAAGAAGAAGCCCAAGAUGUUCAACAAAUUUGACAAAACUAUUAAAUCAGAGAUAGACACAGCAGAGAAAUUACGCAAGAAGGGUAAAGCAGAGGAAGCCUUAAGAGCUUUUGAAGGUCUUGUGCAAAAAUACCCUCACAGUCCCAGGAGUCGGUAUGGUAAAGCACAGUCAGAGGAUGACGUGGCUGAAAAGUUGCGCAGUAAUGACAUGCUGCUAAAGGCGGUGAACUCCUACAAAGACGCUGCAGAACUCCCAGAUGCCCCUGUGGCACUUAUCAAAGCUGCACUCAAAAGAAGGGCAGACAGACAACAGUUCCUAGGCCGAAUGCGUGGGUCCUUGGCUACUCUGCAGUUACUCGUCCAGACCUUCCCAGAUGACAUUGCUCUACAAAAUGACCUGGGAGUGGCCUAUUUGUUGAUAGGCGAUAACAAGGCGGCCAAGAAAGUGUAUGAAGAGGUUUUGGUCAAGGCACCAAGUGAUGGAUUUGCAAAGGUGCAUUACGGCUUCAUCCUCAAAUCAGAGAACAAGAUAGCAGAGAGCAUCCCUUAUCUGAGGGAAGGUCUGGAGUCUGAAGCAGCAGGAACUGAUGACGGGAGGUUCUACUUCCACCUGGGAGACGCUCUGCAGAGAGUCGGAGACCAGAGUGCUUAUGAAUGGUAUGAGCGGGGGCACAAGCGAGGUCACUUUGCCUCUGUGUGGCAGCGCUCUCUAUAUAAUGUCAAUGGACUGCGAGCCCAGCCCUGGUGGACAGCAAAGGAGACUGGAUACACCGACCUGGUGAAGACAUUGGAGCGUAACUGGAUUACCAUCAGGGAUGAGGCUUUGUCUGUAAUGAACGCCAGCAGUGGCCUCUUUGUAGCUGAGGAUGAGAACCUGAGAGAGAAGGGAGACUGGGGUCAGUUCACUCUGUGGCAGCAAGGACGUAAGGUUGCCUCUUCCUGUCGCAGUGUUCCAAAAACCUGUGCCCUGUUGGACCGCUACCCAGAGGCCACAAGUUGUAAAAGAGGCCAGAUCAAAUUCUCAGUGAUGCAGCCCGGCACCCAUGUCUGGCCUCACACUGGGCCCACCAACUGCCGACUGCGGAUGCACCUGGGCCUGGUCAUCCCCCGAGACGGCUGCAGGAUCCGCUGCACCGACCACACCAGGGGCUGGGAGGAGGGCAAGGUCCUCAUCUUUGAUGACUCUUUUGAACAUGAAGUGUGGCAGGACGCAGACAGCUACCGGCUUAUCUUCAUUGUGGACGUGUGGCACCCAGAGCUCAGCCAGACGCAAAGACAGACACUAUCCCCCAUAUAGAGGUCAAAAGGUCACACCAAGGCUCUCGCUCCCCACCACAGGGUUCAGCCACACAAAUGGACUCGCUCACCAUCUUUUCCGACACGUCUGAGCCAGAUUAUAAAUAUAUAUGCGAACAUCAUUUUAGAACUUCUGAGGGGAACUAAAGCUGUAGUGCUCUCUAAUGUGAGCAAUCUUCCCUUUACCCCAAUGCCUGUGGUACUGAUAUGAAUGUAAAUAAUAUAUCUAUAAGCUUAAUGAAGAACAAUGGAGCUGCACCUCUUCAGGGGUUCAGCUAAAUGUCAGCUGAAAACACUACAUUCCCAUUAGGGUGUCAUGGUUAGAGGAUAGGAAUACAAUAUAGAACUUUGCUGAAGUUCAACAUCUGAAUAAAUUAGGCUAAGAAAAAAAGUUUUCAGAGGCUAUAUUUGUUAUCAGUGAUUAGAUCAUUGGAAUAUGUAUGUUUUCUGAGUUGUCCCGAUGUUACUGAGAGUGUACAUGAAUUAUUAUUUUUUUUUUUUUUUUUUUAACAAAAACAAAUGCUACUUCUGAAGGUCCUAUUUCCAUGUUAUGAUGUGAGUGUUCUAUGCACUUUGUGUCUAUUUUGUGUGGUUGAUGUGUGUCUCUGUUGGUGCCUUAGUUGAACUGUUGUGUGUGUGUGUGUGUGUGUGAUUUGAAGGAUGGUAAAAUGCCAAAUACCAUUGUGUCAGUCCUCACUGUAUCAUGUGUGCCUGAAUUCUAAGGUGAGUUACAUGAACAUUUAGAAACAAGCUCUGGGGUUGAAACAGACAAGCCAUUUGAUGCAACAGAAUGCCCACAGGAAUAUUUCUGAAUGCUCCAUAGAACAUAUCAUGUGUGCAGUAAUGAGCACCUCAAUGACCGAACCAAUUGCUGCUUUCCAACCCAUUUAGGAGCCCUCCUGCAUUCCCACUCCCUGUAGUCACUGGGCACAAACUGACUCAUUUUUUAACUGGUCACUUAAUUUAUCCCCAUUUUAGUUUGAGAAAAAAAACAUGCUUCAUCAAUAUAUUGACCGGUAAAAAAAAAAACAAGUUAUUAUUUUACAUGUCUGUCCGCCAUAGUGUGCAUUCUACUUUCAUUUGUCUCAAUAUGUCACAUUCUGGCUCAUUAAAAAAAUAGUUUGCCAUUUUUCAACCCAUGGUCAUUUGAAAUGUCAUCACCCUUUAUUGAGAUGCUUGUUUGUACAAUAGCACAUAUCUUAGAUAAACCAUUCCCUUCAACCACUGUUGAAAGAAUUGGGUUUUCCUUAAACGGAUCACAGGAAGUGCCUCUCAGGAUAACUGACUGCUGUAAUAAAAUGCCAAUUGAUCUUGUAAUUUGUUGCACUGAAUAUAUGAAUAGAUGCCAUUUUUGUUCUGUGAGUAAACAAUGUCAUCAACACA